This is a messenger RNA of Asterias rubens (European starfish), 1876 nucleotides long. Its product is annotated as CWF19-like protein 1. Gene Ontology annotation, biological process: mRNA splicing, via spliceosome. Gene Ontology annotation, molecular function: RNA lariat debranching enzyme activator activity. Bases 126 to 1721 code for a protein of 531 amino acids. Gene Ontology annotation, cellular component: post-mRNA release spliceosomal complex. Lineage: Eukaryota; Metazoa; Echinodermata; Asteroidea; Forcipulatida; Asteriidae. The record is from RefSeq and is a predicted model, not a curated record. The transcript has 14 exons.
CCAUGGAUGGAUGCAAAAAGAUCGUUUCUGUGGUGAUGAACUGAAAUCAGCCGUUGUUGUCAGUGAUUGUGGUUAUAUUUCUCCCAUUUUUUUGUUAACAUAAAUCCAUCUAGAGACGAAGAAUCAUGGCUGGAAAACCUCUUAAAAUAUUGGUCUGUGGCGAUGUAGAAGGGAAUUUGAGUCAGCUGUUCAAGCGAGUCAACAACGUUAACAAGAAAGCUGGACCAUUUGAGAUGCUUUUGUGCGUUGGUGAAUUCUUUGGUCCCAAUGAUGCAGAGUGGAAUAAAUACAAGACAGGACAAGAAACAGCACCCAUGCCGGUGUUUAUACUCGGACCGAAUAAACAAGAAAAUAUGAAGUUCAUCCAAGACGUGAAAGGCUGUGAACUCUGUGAAAAUAUCACAUACUUGGGCAAAAAAGGUAUUUUCAGCGGAGCGUCCGGUUUGCAGAUUGCGUAUCUGAGCGGCACAGAACAGAAAGACCAGACGAUUCAAGAACCCAGCGAUUUCAAUAAAGCGGAUAUCGACGCUCUGGCUGUACCUCUCAUCUCGGACUCAAAGUUCAAAGGAGUUGAUGUCCUCAUGACAUCACCAUGGCCAAGGGGGGUGUUUAAGUACGCCAGCACAGCAGAAGGACUUGACGCAGAAACAACAGGCUCCAGUCUAAUUGCUGACUUAGUGCUAGCUCUUAGACCACGCUAUCAUUUCUCAGCUCUAGAGGGCGCGUAUUACGAGCGUCUACCAUACAGAAACCACAAGGUCCUUGCCGAAUCAGCCAAACACGCAACGCGCUUUCUAGGUCUCGCAAAAGUGGGCAACCCGGCGAAGCAAAAGUAUUUAUACGCCUUCAACAUAGUCCCCAUGAAGACCAUGGAGAGGGAUGAGUUGGUGAAACAGCCUCAAGAUGUGACGGAAUGUCCCUACAGCUGGUCUAGCACCAAACCAGAACAGAAAUCACAGGCAGAUAUGUCCAACCAGUACUUCUUCUCACAAAGAGGAGGUCAAAGGGGCAGAGGUCAAAAGAGGUCAAGAGGUCAACACAGCGGGCAUGAAGGUCAAAGGAAACCACCUCAACCGAGAGGUCCGUGCUGGUUUUGCUUGGGGAGCCCCGAAGUUGAGAAACACCUUGUAGUCAGCGUUGGAACAUCGACAUACAUGGCUCUUGCUAAAGGAGGUAUGGUACCAGACCACGUACUCAUACUACCUAUCGGUCACUACAGGUCGAUGGUGGAUCUCCCUGAGGAUGUCAUUUCAGAGCUGGAUCAGUACAAGGCAGCGUUAAGGAAAUACUUCAAGUCAGUCGGGAAGACAUGCGCCAUCUUCGAGAGGAAUUUCAAAACACAGCACCUCCAGUUACAGGUCGUACCAAUCGAGCGAUCAGUAUGUGAGGACAUCAAGGAAGUAUUCAUGGAGAAAGCUGAAGCUCAGAAGCUGGAGUUGUUUGAGAUACCGACACGUACAGACCUUAAGCAGGUAAUACCUGCCGACGCACCCUAUUUUUACCUAGAGUUGGACAACGGAGACAAACUCUUACAUCGGAUGAAGAAGAGUGUGUUCUUUCCUUUACAGUUUGGAAGAGAGGUGAUGGCAUGCGAGGAGCUCCUUGACAUGCCAGAGAGGGCCAACUGGAAAGCUUGUACUAUCGAGAAAGAUGAAGAAACGAGGCAAGCCGCUGCAUUCCGCAAGAAGUUUGAGCCGUUUGAUUUCAACAAAGAUGAAUGAAAGACAAAAACACUAUGGGACUGGCUCAGUAGCGAGGGUUUAUUGAACCUUGGGGCAAAGUUAACAAUAAUUAUAGUACAGAAAUCUUAAAGGCAGUGGACACUAUUGGUUAUUACUCAAAACAAUUAUUAGCAUAAAACCUUUCUUGGUGACGA